GUUUAGGAACUGAGUUAAUCUUAUUUAAAGAGUCAUCCUGUUUAGAGGAUUGGACUGCUAAAUUAGUACCAGGUGACAUCAGAAAAUCUCCCGGGAAUAGUAGGUGUAUUCCCCGGUGUAGCCAGGCAGCACACAGGUGCGGCUGUUUGUUUGGGGGAUGUUCCGGAGGCUAACUGACGUUGAUAAGUAGCCUGCUAGCUGGCGGUGGUUAUGUCGUCUUUGCUUGGUGCAAAGUAUGGCUAAGCAGACAACAGAAUGACAGGCAACUUGCAGAUCAGCGCUGAUGGGAUGAGGCGACGUUUGCAUCUUUGGGCCCUUUGACUCUAUGUGUGGGUUCAUGAUGGCGCAGGGAGGCUCUCAAGUCGACUACCACAUCCUGCAAGACCUCAAGCAGCGAUUCCCGGAGAUCCCAGAGGGAGUAGUGUCUCAGUUCCUUGUGCAGAACAACAAUAAUCUGGAUAUUUGCUGCCACCUGCUGUCUCAGGAGAGUAACAGAUAUCUUUAUGGAGACUUCCAUCACAGUCCGGAGGAGAUGCGAAUGAGUCGAAACCCCAUGCUACACAUUAGCCUGGGCUAUUCAGGUUCAGAGGCUGGCAAAUCAAAUGGAGGAGGAACAGGAGUGGGCUGCCUCUUGCAGCACAGUACCAGUGACAGUCACAUCGACCCUCAGCGGCCUAGCUACCCUGAACCACUGUCGGCUCCCGCCACUAUGAACCCCUCCCCCGGUUACAAUCCUUUUUUUAUGAACGAUCAGAGCCGCUCGUCCAGCACGCCUACGCCUCCACCCACAAUGCAAGGCAUCUCCCCCAUAUACACCCCAGUUCCACGUUAUCCUAUGAACCCUAUAACAGUCACUCUUUCGCAAACCGCACCUACUGUCCACCAGGCUCUGCAGAUUCAUCCAGGCCACUAUCCUAACAGCACCAACACCACCCGGUAUCAUCAACCCUCACCCUCUCAGAGCCCACAGCCAGCUCCCUGGUCCUCUACCACACCCGUCUAUCAGCAUCAGCAGUCCCCAUACAGUACUCCCACAUAUGGAUCUCCUUAUAGCUCGCCUCAACAUCAGGUCCAGCCACAACCCCAGCCACAACCUGGGCACCAGCAAUAUGUCUUCCAUCCUAUUAGCCCUCCAACCCUUACAAGUAUGUCCUACCAUCACCAGCAGCAACCGCCGCAACAAUACAGGCCCUACCAAACAAAAAAUCCUCUUACAAAACAGAUAGAAAUCACCCUUGAAGGCCCACGAUCUCGCAGCAACUCACCUGUACACACACCACAUCCCCAGGGCCCGCUUUACAUGGCGACAAGUCCCUCACCCAGCUCCCCAUCACGGGCCAUCACGAUCAGCGGACCUCCCGGACCAGCGGCUUUCCACCCUGGAAUGUACUUGCAGCACCAAGGCAACACAAGGCCUCGGCAGGCCUCUUCCCCCCAGCCAGGCCAAUCUGCCUAUACCUUCAAAAUUCAGGUGUCCCCUGGAGGCCAGGUUCAAAGGCCGCUGAGCUCGCCACCUGUCGCUGAAGCUGAGUCCCUUCUCAAUAUUGUAGAUCAAGGUGAGCACAGCGCUACCCCAGCACCCAUCCUGCCCAUCUGCGCCCUGCCAGGGAACGUCACCAGUCAGCCCCAGCAAUUCCCCCGACGUUCAAGCUCAGCCUCUGAUGACUAUGCCUACACACAAGACAUGUCCAUCCCCACAGCCCUUCUGCUCCACCAGCGGGCGAGGAUGGACCGUCUGGUAAAGGAGCUGAAAAUGGAGAAGCAGAAGCUAGACCAGUUGAAGGCUGAUGUUAAUAACAUGGAAUACGAUGCCCUCCAAAGGCGUUUUCGACGAGUCAACUCCACAAAUCUUGUACCCAGGCCUGAGGAGAUUACCCGACUCCGAACUCAGAACAGACAGCUGCAGAUUGAUAUUGACUGCACACUGAAGGAAACAGAUCUGCUGCAGUCCAGAGGGAAGUUUGACCCAAAAGCAAUGAGCAACUUUUAUGACAACAUUCAGCCUGGUCCGUUGGGGCCGACCAAUCCUGGGAAGAAAGAAGGGGAGCAGGCCUCCAAACCAGCGCCUCAAACAGACGAGGAUUUCGAAGGAGCUCACUGGAACUGUGAUAGCUGCACCCUCCUCAACCACCCUGCACUCAACCGCUGUGAGGCGUGUGAGAUGCCACGCUACAGCUGAACUUAGCAUGGCACUGCAUCCCUGCCCUGAUCUUUGCAUAUCUUUGGACAUCCUGAGCCCCGACCCUCAGAAUCUAUCAUGACAUCUGCCCCUUUCAAUCAAUAUACAACCUGCCCUGCCACACCUGCUGAUGAAGAGCCACUAUCUCCCCUCUGAUUACUUCUCUUUCGGUCCUCCAUUACUGUGCACUAUGAUCCUAGUUUGUUUUGGUGGAUGAUUAAUCUUCUGGCAUAUGUUGAAAAAGGUGCAACUGCAGCAGUGAGUGGAACUAAAGGGUCCAUGGAUCGAGGACAAGCGCCUAAGGGGUACCUAGGGAACAUUCCAGGCAGAAGAGAGUGACUGUCCUGUUUACACUGUGCCCAUUACUGAACUCAGAAAGGAGGCACGUCCACUUUAUUCCAGGACACGUGGGUUUCUCAAUGACAGCAGAACAAUGAACGAAGUGGUAUGUAAGUUGUAGACUGUACACUGUAUCCUGCUCCGUACAAGAGCUCGUAUUACUGAAAGAACACUAAAAGACACUUGCAUAAUAAGUAUACUCCUUGUACUUUUAUGCAUAUUAUGCCACCAUGUAUUGUGUUCAGAAGAUGUUGAUUUCCUGUGCAAAUGCCUCAACUUGCUGUACCUAAUAAAAGAGCUGAUUCUAUGUGACUUGAGAACACAA
Messenger RNA from Girardinichthys multiradiatus, 2843 nucleotides. It is a transcript of the gene tab3, whose product is annotated as TGF-beta activated kinase 1 (MAP3K7) binding protein 3. The record is from RefSeq and is a predicted model, not a curated record. Bases 326 to 2179 code for a protein of 617 amino acids. Lineage: Eukaryota; Metazoa; Chordata; Actinopteri; Cyprinodontiformes; Goodeidae. The transcript has 7 exons. Gene Ontology annotation, molecular function: ubiquitin binding. Gene Ontology annotation, cellular component: extracellular exosome.